AUGUCUCAUUUAUUUCGUCUGCCGCGGGAGCUGCGCGAGAUUAUUUACGGAUACUACACCACCGUCGAUGGCGGGUACCUAUGCGACACCGACGCUUUCGUCGCCGGUCGGCUCAAGAGGAUUGACGGACAGCCCAUCGACAUAGCCUUGAUCUAUACCUGCAAGACUAUCGCUGAGGAGAUGGACCGCGGAGGCCUCGCGAUGCGCCUCAACGCCAUCUCCUUCACAACUCUCUAUUCACCGGACCUCAGCAUCCUCGCCAAAGCUUUCCAGCAAUUGAUGAACGACGGCCUGGAGCCCCUCCGGGAUGCCAUGCUCAAAUGCGUUGGCUACCAUCUCACGGAGAGUUCAAUCUUGCAGCUCAAGGGCGACUACCCUUACCUCGCGCCCGUGCUGGACCGUCUCAAGUCCGAAGAGCCCCCAGCGCGCCUUGGACAUGAACGGAGUUACCGGACCUACAGGCGCAACGGGCCGUACGGCGAGGUCCCCUCAACCUAUCGGGAGUUUGUCAAAGAUGCGCUGCGCCUAGCGGCAGAUGAACCCGAAGCCUCACGUGCGAUACGUGACUUCGUGCCUGCGAAGAUUACGGGGUCCUACCGCGCGGACGGGCCUUGGACUCAUUUCGAUAUUGUCAACGCCCGCUCGGAAGCGUGGGACAUUCCAUCCACACACGAGAUGAAUGAGUUGAUAUCUCUCACAAAGGAUGAGACAACCGUCUCUUUUGACUCAGCCGAAUCCGACCCUGUCAAAUACCGGUUCUCCGCCGCCGCUGCCGCCAUUUACUUCCUGAACUCCGUCCCUUGUACCCUUCGCCCUCACCUCCGCAAAAUCAUACUCCUCGAAGAUGCCAAAUGCGUCUCAAACCCAGAGUCUCAUGCUAGAGGACUCAUUCCGUUCUGCCAGGACAAUCCGUUGCUCCGCGUGGAACGCCGCGUCAAGCUGUGGACGAACGUAUUCCUCACGGGCAUCACGUACGAUGCAUACCUUGAAUGGCAGUGCGCUCAACAGACGGGCCAACAUGAAACCGGCGUCCUGUACUCCGACCAGAUAACUGCGGCCUUGGGGCCCUGGAUUGUGGAGGCGGCGGCGCUCGUUGGAGCUGGCAUGCCCCGGGCCUCGUUUUCACUGCUGUUAGAAAGCGGUGGAGCACCGGAGUUGUGCAGCCAGAUAUUCCGGUCCGUCUUGCACCGCGAUAUAGCAUGGCAACAGGCUUGGAUUGAAAGCGCAAGAAAUGGAACUUUGGACCUUUCGUGGUUUGGCCUGAGAGGCACGCUUGCGGCCAACUCGGUAAGGGAAAGAGACCAUGUCUUCCAUGCGGGUCCAACAAGGGGACCGCAGAACUUCUACGACUUUGCAGGAUACUUUUUCGAAGAGCUCCCACGAGUGGUCAGAGAAAUUUGCGAAGGUAGCUCGAUCAUUCGGUGCGAUUUCGAGGUAGGAACACCGUUUGAUUUCCAGGCCAUCGUCGACGAUCACAAGCACUGGGGCGAUGGUAAAUGGAUUCAAGUAUGGUCCAGCCAUUCCCCAGCGAUUUGGAAGACCUCCCUGACUGGAAAACGAUUGUCAAGGAUAAUCUUGUGGUCAGCAAGGGACCACUGGGACGACUCAAGAUACUACAUCUAG
Colletotrichum siamense is the source of this 1623-nucleotide messenger RNA. RefSeq lists its product as uncharacterized. Bases 1 to 1623 code for a protein of 540 amino acids. The record is from RefSeq and is a predicted model, not a curated record. Lineage: Eukaryota; Fungi; Ascomycota; Sordariomycetes; Glomerellales; Glomerellaceae. The transcript has a single exon.